Messenger RNA from Cladophialophora psammophila CBS 110553, 822 nucleotides. RefSeq lists its product as uncharacterized. Bases 1 to 822 code for a protein of 273 amino acids. Lineage: Eukaryota; Fungi; Ascomycota; Eurotiomycetes; Chaetothyriales; Herpotrichiellaceae. The record is from RefSeq and is a predicted model, not a curated record. The transcript has a single exon.
AUGUCGGGGACGAUCUCUGAUACCGAAGGUUCCGAUCUCCUCCCACCUCCAUUAGGUUUGAGUAGUUCGAGCCUUCCGGCUCCGCCGUAUGACGACUGGGAAAAGCCCGCCGAAUUCGACCCUGCUCGACAUCAUGAGCCCAUUGGAGAACAAUCACAGCAGCACAGCUCUGGCAAGGGUUGGUCACAAAAUUGGUUAGAGGACGGGUUCGUCAACCAAAGUCCGGAGUCCACACCGGUUGAACUACAGCCUCGCAAGAGCUUCCGACUUAGAAGGAGUUCAACAGAACAGGAACGGGAGAGGGUGAUUUCUCAUGCCGAAGCCAAGUAUCCAGGUAUGAAAAGAGACGGUGCUGAGCGGAAGACGCUAGGCAAUAGCAGCGCGAGAUCCAGCGUUCAACAAAGCGUUAGCCACUUACUCAGAUCUCUACCGCGGAAGGGCGCCCAGUUAAACAAGGAGAGCCUUGGGCAGGACAUUCCACCACGAGAAAGACAGUUAGCCAUCCCUGCAACCCCUUAUCAAGUGUACGGUGCUGCGGUCUUCUCCAACAAAUUGCAGAAGAAGCAGCAGAAAGAGGCGCAGCAGGCUCAGCGGACGCGUCAAAGAGGGAAGUCUGUCAGUCUGGUUACAGCGUACCAGAACAGUCAAAGUCAAAUUGUCGGGGUUCUUGAGGGGGCAAAACGCAAAUUGAGACGGAAGUCAUCGCAGAAGAGACAGCGAAAGUUGAAGGAGAGUAUUAUCAUCGUAGGCCCAGCUGAGAUGAAGAGGUCGGUGAAUCCCAUGAAUCAAUCUACAGUGGACGACGAAAACUCGUGGAUUUGA